Molecule: messenger RNA, 2158 nt
Organism: Colletotrichum acutatum
Lineage: Eukaryota; Fungi; Ascomycota; Sordariomycetes; Glomerellales; Glomerellaceae
Exons: 5
Coding region: 1-1866 (621 amino acids)
Source: RefSeq, a predicted model, not a curated record
AUGAAAAUCUUUCUCAUCAUAAUCUUGGUUUUCAACACCUUGGUCGGUGUUGUUACAUGUUUCCCGGAUGAUUCUGAUAAAGCUUUACUGGCGAUCUACGAAAGUACUGGCCAGUGUUUCCACUACGUAAGCGCCGAGCAAAACAGGGACAAGUCAGUGGCACUAUGCCAGCAGUGGUGCAAGAAGAACUCCGAUUCGGAUAGUUAUGGGUGCGACGGUACCCCAUAUCAGGGAAAGCAUAUCGACGCGUCUCUAAUACAGAAGGAUGCCGACGGUAAUCAAUGGGUUCCAGCCAAAUGCUUUUGCGACUUGAAGGUUGCCGAGGAACUCCUCAAUAUCGUCGUUGAAGGUCUCGCUAUCCUCGAUAAGAUUAUUUGCGCAGCGAUGCUGGAAGCGUUCCAGUCCAUCAUCGAUGUCGGCAUAAACUUCAUCCCUGGAGGUGCCGCUCUUAACGGAGCUAGAGCCGCCGUUCAAGGAGCCAAAACCUUUGCCGAGAACGGGCUAGAGGCCGCUUCCUUCUUUGGUGACUGGGUUGGGCCUGCAUGUGGAGUUCGUGAUUGGAAGUUUGACCUCUUUGGGGCCUUAGUCAACGCGCCUGACUCUAUGGGGGUCAGCACCGGCUGCCACAAGAAAGAUAAAACGGCUUGCUUUUACGAGACUGGAGUCCCCAAUAUCAAGUGUCGAAAGCAAUGGUCGCAAGCCUGUUACCAUUACUCGUCCAUGACUGAGUGGACCUGCGGUGCAACUCAAUCGACCAGCAACGACGGCUCAGCCACCGACGUCUGGGGAUCGACGGCUAUAGCGGCAUUGGCUCUUACCAACCAGCACUGGGGAUGGCCAUGGGCUAACGGUUUUGUGCCACGUCGUGUUUUGAGGCAUGCGAACGGUCUGCCGAAGAAGGAUAAAUACGGAAACGAGAUGGCUGUUGGCUGUGACAGAGACGAGUUUCCACCUCGUUACUUUUGGCCCAAGGCUAAUGAAGCAGAAGAGAAAGGCAUGGUGCAACGAAUUCGUUUCCUCCCAUACGAUGAGAACCGUAAAGCCGGAGCCAUGUGGCGUGGGUUUUGUAACAAGAAUGGCGCUCAAUCUUCGACUACCCGCACCAGUACCGUGACGUCUUUCAUUCAGAGCAAGUUCAUCAGGACCGUCAACGCCAAUAGUCGAACUGCUAAAGGCGUGGACGCGGUAACCAGCUGGGUUUCCAUCGAAACAGCAAGAGCUAUCUUCAAAAUCACCGACUGGGAUGGUCUCCCAAAAGACACAAAGUGGUACGGCCUUCGGGACAACAAAUGCUGGCCCAAAGAUCUUACGCCUGAUGACCCUGGAUGGGUUCUUUUGACCAACGACGAGUUUUACUCCGCCGGGCAGCAUCCUGACCUUGCGCAACACACGCAAAGUUAUAGGGGCUUGCCAGAUCUCACGCUGUUAAGGCGAGUUCUGCAGCAACGCAAGAAUCAGCCGCCGUACGAAUUCCGCGAGCUCAAUAGUACAGAGUACGACGACAAAAAGAUUCGAGAGGGUAAUGGUGUCGGUCAAAUUCCAAGAGCAUACCGCGACAAUGUGUUACCCGGCAUGCCCCAGGCCAAAAGACGAUGCAGAAUGAUUUGGGCCGAAGAAAAUGACGAUGCACAAGCCUGGGAAGAUGAUCAAUCCAUUGAAAUCCUCGAGGGCUUAGAUGAAGAUGAAUUUGAGAAUCAGAUCGAAGAGGACUUGUACAACGGUGAAGAAGCAUCGAUGAUGAUGCCGAGGGAAACAGAAGCGAUUCUGACUCUCGCUGGUCAGGGCGACACCACGACCAUUCCCCCCUUUCAAGCCUCCAUCGCAACAAACGGGUUUCCUCAAUCCACUCAAGGGUAUCGUUCAUAGCGAGAUCUGACCCGUAUACUUCUACGUAUAACCGAUUGAUCGCUCCUGAAUGGUGGCUCUUAUGCACCUUCAUAAUCCACUUCUUUAUGACGACUGUUUGACCUCUUCUUUCUCUUCCACUUGCCCAUUUAUCUUCGGUCACUCCAGGACAAUACCUUAGAUCUCAUCCUAUAAUGAAUAAGUACUCUUUGAAGCAGUAAUACACGAUUAGCAAAAUGAGUUUCUGAAUAUAAGCACUUUUCUUGUUACUUUUCUAUCCGUCAGCAUAGAUUCUCAGGUGGUGGCAACGUGC